GUACAAAAUCUUCUUCCAUUGAGAGAAAAAAUAAAUCUUAUUUUCUUUUGUUUUAAUUUUUGGACCAGCUUCUAAUAAUUAUCCCUUUACAACAAAGCCAUGAGCUGUUCUUCUUCCCAACCCCAGAUCAAAUCCCCAACAACGAGCACAAAAUCCCACAACAUCAGAUCUUGUCGUCUCGUCUGCGUCGUCGUCGUCGUCGUGUUUGGCCUAAAGAAGUUGCAGAGACCAGAAGAUUCUUUUGCAGAGACAUGAGCGAUUCUGAUCCACAGAAGAUCACAAGAAGUUGUAAGAAGCUUAGACCUGGCGGAAGUGAAGAUAACAGAGAGAAGAUGAUUCACAGAGAGCUCGAAAGACAAAGGAGACAAGAAAUGGCUUCUCUUUACGCCACUCUUCGCUCUCUUCUUCCUCUCCACUUCAUCAAGGGAAAACGUUCAACAUCAGAUCAAGUGAACGAGGCGGUCAAUUACAUAAAGCAUCUGCAGAGAAACAUCAGUGAACUGAGUUCCAAGAGAGACGAACUCACUCUAUUGUCUGGAGGCUUCGAGAGUGAAGAAGCUAAUAACAAGAGCGAGGGCUCAAGAGACAGUGACGUGGUGGAGGUUCAUCGUUCUUUGUCCGGUGUCGAGAUUUCGAUCAGUAGCCGCUGUGUCCAACCGAGGUUGUCGGACUUUCUCCAAGUGGUUCAUGAACAAGGCCUUUGUGUUCAUAGUUGCAUGUCAUCUAAAGUAGACGAUCGAUGGAUUCACACCAUACAAAUCGAGGUUGAUGAUCCCGCGAGGAUUGACAUAACAGACCUUCAGGAUAGACUAACUCAAAUCAUGUAAAACAAUUUGAUUUCUCAUCUUUAUUUUGACUGACGUGUCUAACAACAUACUUUUUGUUUGGUUUGUGCUUUGUGUGUAUAUAUGUAUGUAUGUUUUUUUGAUGAAAAUAUAUGUAUGUUAUAUAUAUAUAUGUAUGCAUGUAUAUAUACGUUGUGUAUCGCUCGGGAAAUGUAGGCAUAUGUUUUUUCAUGCGAAUUAUUCUUGUUCAUAGGUAUUGUACGUAUUCGCAUCCUUAGGUCGACUAAUAAUAGUUUUUAAUU
This is a messenger RNA of Tarenaya hassleriana, 1087 nucleotides long. RefSeq names its product transcription factor bHLH36. Gene Ontology annotation, biological process: regulation of transcription by RNA polymerase II. The transcript is spliced from 3 exons. Bases 252 to 827 code for a protein of 191 amino acids. NCBI's taxonomy places the organism in Eukaryota, Viridiplantae, Streptophyta, Magnoliopsida, Brassicales, Cleomaceae. Gene Ontology annotation, cellular component: RNA polymerase II transcription regulator complex. Gene Ontology annotation, molecular function: DNA-binding transcription factor activity, RNA polymerase II-specific; protein dimerization activity; RNA polymerase II transcription regulatory region sequence-specific DNA binding. The record is from RefSeq and is a predicted model, not a curated record.